This is a messenger RNA of Eublepharis macularius, 1306 nucleotides long. RefSeq lists its product as uncharacterized. Bases 22 to 675 code for a protein of 217 amino acids. The transcript is spliced from 6 exons. Lineage: Eukaryota; Metazoa; Chordata; Lepidosauria; Squamata; Eublepharidae. The record is from RefSeq and is a predicted model, not a curated record. Gene Ontology annotation, biological process: T cell costimulation; T cell tolerance induction; cell-cell adhesion.
UGGUGCCUCUGUUCAAGAAGCAUGAAGUUAGACAUUUUGACUUUCUGCCUUCUCUGUUUCCACUUUGAACCCUGCUUUGGUGAUGGCGUCUGCUUAUUCUGCGAAGAGCGGUGUAAAGAAAACCAUAAUAUUUCUACUCCUGAGGCAAUGGAUGGACUUCCAAGAAAAACCCUGACGUUUCACUGCCCCUUGACUGCAAAAGCUGUAGGUUUCCAUAUGAAACUGUUUAAGGGACAUGGCAGAGAAGAAAUGUGUACCUUCUACGCAGAAAACAGAACAGAGCAAUCCAGCACGGGGUCUUGUAAUCCAGUGCUUUCUGCUAACAGCGUAUCAUUUGAACUCAGAAAUUUAAGCAAGGAAGUUAAUACAUAUACUUGCUGCUUAGAAAUACUUGUCCCAGUCUACAGUUGCUGCCAUACAAGUGAAACCUAUCUAUACAUCCAAGAUUCAGAAGAGUGUUUCUUAUCGGAAUUCGCAUCAUGGCUCCUUGCUAUACUCACCGCUUUUUCCACCAGUGGCUGUAUUUGCUGUUUUCUAUUUUGUUGCAUCAGAAACUUGUGUUGCCAGCAUUCCUCCAGAUCUCAUGACUAUAACAAUGAAUACAUGUCCAUGGCAGCUGUGAAGCCCAAUGAAAAAUCCAGGCAUGAACUCUUAAGAAGGCCUAUUGCAAUAUAGAACAGUCUCUAAGAGCACAAUAUACAAGACAUUUCCAUCCAUCUUGAAAUGCGCAGCUUGGACCCCUCUCUUUGAUGGUGACAGUUGCUGGCAUUACUCGGCUCAGGAACCAAACAAGUCACGCUAAAUGUUCCUGUUGCGACUUCAUCCUUAGUGCCUUCGGGCACUAAGCCAGGAGAAUGCGCUUGAAUAAUAUGCGUCAAGUGAAACCGUGCAGGGUUUUCUUUACCAAGAGAAUUGUUGCAACACUACAGAAGGGUAGACGAGGUCUCCUCUCUCGUACCGGCUUCUGCUGAGGUAAUUCCUCUCUCUAGUAGCCCAAACAGAAUCACCCUGGUUAUGCAAAAUAUGAGAAUAUAUCUUCCUUUCUUCUUCCUCUUUCGCCUGAUCAUUACCGGACGUCAGAGCAGAAAUGUUGAUCCUCCGCUGUGUGAAUUCAUAGGGGCUGUACAGAAAAGUGGCUGAAGUCAGGGGGUUUGUUGGGCCUGUGCCAAAACGGCAACCCAGGGAAGGGAAGCCUCCUUUAUUUGUUUACAUUUUGUUUGCCUAAUUUUGUAUUAUGUUUGUAGCCCGUUUUAUGAUUUUGGUGCACAAUUUAUGUGCGUGAUAUACUGCCAUGAUAUAAGAUGAU